Messenger RNA from Ipomoea nil (Japanese morning glory), 2390 nucleotides. RefSeq names its product putative disease resistance RPP13-like protein 3. Bases 95 to 2323 code for a protein of 742 amino acids. Gene Ontology annotation, molecular function: ADP binding. The transcript has 5 exons. Gene Ontology annotation, biological process: defense response to other organism. NCBI's taxonomy places the organism in Eukaryota, Viridiplantae, Streptophyta, Magnoliopsida, Solanales, Convolvulaceae. The record is from RefSeq and is a predicted model, not a curated record.
AGCUAUCUGCUUGUGGUGAUAGGGUGAAGAGAGACUACUGGGAUUUCUUAAUGCUGCUUUACUUUGUUCUGCUCUGAUCAGCUACUUAACGCAAAUGGCUUAUGCUGCUGUAACUUCGCUUAAAGGAACACUCCAUCUACACUUCUUGCAACCACAACCACGCUUGCCUCUUCAACACAACCAAGAGAUACUUAAUUCUCUCCAUGAAAAUCUUGGUUUCUUCCAAGAAGUUCUUGAGAAAUCUGAGAUUGCCUAUAAUAAUUCGGCGAUGAAAGAUUUAGAGGCAGAGAUGAGAGAUGUAACGUUCAAAGCUGAAGAAAGGAUUGAGAUGGAGUUGACUACCAUUUAUCUAGCAAAGGGUUUGACGAAGAGUAUUCGUAUAAAGGCUUCCCUCCAAAGGCUUCGUGGAAUCUUCAUUGAAGCAGAAAAACAGACUGAUUACCUCAAGAAGGAGUUUAUUAAAAUUAGUGAAAAGCAGCUAGUAAAUGGUCCAUCACAAGAUGAAAUGAUGCGACGAAGAGGACUACUCCUUGGUUCUACAUCAUCACAGCCUGAUCCAGAACGCGAGAAUAAUAUUACUUUGAGUAAAUUUUCCAAAAACGCUUCAAUAAAGUUUGAUAGUAGAAUGGUUGGAUGCGACAAGGAAUUCAAGACGAUAUUGGAUAAGCUCAAGCAACAAUCAGCUGAGCAGCUCCAAGUUGUAUCCAUUGUUGGCAUGGGAGGAAUAGGCAAGACCACUUUAGCUGGAAAAGUCUACAAGGAUCCAUCAAUUACCUCUUACUUUUACAAGCAAGAAUGGGUUACUGUAUCCCAAGAGUAUACCGUGGUGCAAAUGCUCAGAUGCCUUAUUGGUUGUGUUAGUGCAUCAAGUGAUGAUGAACAAAGCAACAAUGAUCUAGGCCAAUUAGCAGACAGUCUGCAGAAAAGCUUGAAGGGUCAGAGAUAUUUGAUACUGAUAGAUGAUAUAUGGAGCAAAGAAGCUUGGGAUAGUCUGCGAAGGUGCUUUCCAGAUAAUAAUAAUAACAAUGGAAGCCGUAUACUACUGACUUCUCGGCUCAGAGAGGUGGCUGAAUAUGCUGCUAGUUCAGGUAACUCUAUCAUUAACAUGCCCUUCUUAGAUGUCAAUGAAAGUUGGAAUCUCUAUUGCUGUGUGUUUGGUAAAACAGAAAAAAAUUCGGUGUUUGACCAAAUUGGUAGAGACAUAGUGAAGAAAUGUAAAGGAUUACCUCUAGCUAUUACUUUAGUGGCUAGUCUUCUCUCCAAGACAAAGAAGAAGGUGGAAAAGUGGAAGAAUGUUGCAGAACGUGUAAUUGGUGAUUCUAAUGAAGCAUGUUCAAGUGUGCUAUCUUUGAGUUACAACCAAUUACCACACCCCUCUAAAGCUUGCUUUCUAUAUUUUGGAGUUUUUCCAGAAGAUUAUGAAAUCCCUGUAAAGAAGUUAGUUAAGUUGUGGGCAGCAGAGGGAUUUUUGGGGGCAGUGAACAAUGAGAAUCUGGAGGAAGUGGCCACGGAAUGCUUGCAAGAUCUUGUUGAUAGAAGUCUUGUUCUAGUUGGUAAACAGAGUUAUGAUGGCAAAAUCAAGACAAUUAGGAUGCAUGAUCUCUUGCGAGACUUGUGCAUAAGAGAAGCUCGAUGUGAAAAUCUCUUGUAUGUUAUUGGAAAUGAUUAUCAUGGUGCUGUUGCUAGGGAUGUCAAUUUAGCCCUGAACCAAUGGGCUGGCCCAUUAAGCCCUAAAAAUUGCAGGGCUAAAAUCCAAAAAGAUCAAUCCAAUAAGAAACUUGAGAAACUAAGCAUCAAUCGGUGGUAUCUCAAACUUCAGGAUAGCGGCAUCCCAUGGGCAACUAGCUUUCUACCAAAUCUUAAGAAGCUCAAAUUAAUCAAUACUAGAUUGCCAUGGAGUGAUAUGAGGCUUAUUGGUAUGUUGCCGAAUUUAAAAGUUCUAAAAUUGAUAGAUGCUUGUGUAGGCAAUGAGUGGGAGACAUCUGAGGGAGGAUUCCGUGAGUUAAAAAAGUUGGUAAUUGAAGGCAGGAGUUUGAAAGAUUGGAAUGCUGUGGGUGACGAUUUCCCUAUGCUUGAACAUUUAGAGUUAACUAGUUGCCUUAAGUUGCGAGAGAUCCCUAUUGAAUUUGCUGAUAUCUCCACACUUGCAUUGAUUCAAUUAAAUAGAUGUUCGCAUUCUGUCCUGUCUUCCGCAAAUUGUAUUCAAGAUGAGCAGCGAAGCUAUGGAAAUGAAGCCCUCCUUGUUCGUUCCAAAAAUAUUCGGGUCUCUUUCUAUCCCUGUCUCCAUUAUAUCUCUGACAGUUUCACAUUUCAUGCUAUUUAAAUUCUUUGCAAUUCCUCUGCAAUCAAUAAUAGUUAUGUGCAUGCUUUCUCUCAUUUUUCUCUUUCUC